AUGGAGAUCUUUUCAAGCAACGCAAUUCCUCGAGGUUCGUGUUUUUGCACCUUGUUUGGAAUCGUGCUGAUCAGCACUGCUGUCAGCUUGAACAUGAGAAUGGACCUCGACAAUUUUCUGGAACAGACGAAACGAAGCUCGUUGGCGUUUAGGAAGAAGCAGAAGGAAGCAGAAGAAAAGGCUCUGAGGAAUAACGAUCUUGCAGACAAAAGGUGCCGAAAGCAGUACAUGAAAAAGCCAAGACAUCGGAGGAAGACUGGAAUAAAGAUUAUGGCGAUGUGA
Guillardia theta CCMP2712 is the source of this 282-nucleotide messenger RNA. RefSeq lists its product as hypothetical. Bases 1 to 282 code for a protein of 93 amino acids. The transcript has 2 exons. The record is from RefSeq and is a predicted model, not a curated record. NCBI's taxonomy places the organism in Eukaryota, Cryptophyceae, Pyrenomonadales, Geminigeraceae.